GUUCUUUUGAGAGAGAGAGAGAAGAGGAUUGCGUGUGUUUCACACCAAUAAAUUCCUUUUUUUAAUACUAUUUUACUGUUUUUCUUGGUCUUCAAUUUUAUUAGUUUCUGGUUUGAUCCCUUUUGUUUUCCUCUGGUUUUAUCACUGUCUCUCGUUCCGUAUAAAUCUGACUACGUCUCCUCUUUUCGCUGUAUUUCCCAAUAAUCUCGUCCCUUUCAGAAUCAAGAGAGAGAGAAGAAAGUGGAAAAAGGGAGUGUAUGUGAGAGAGAAGAGAAAGAACCCACCAAAAAGUUUUCAUUUUUUUUUAAAUUGUAAAAAGCGAAGCUUUCGUUUGUAUAAAAGACCCACUAAACACCUCUCUAGCUUCUCACACAUCAUUUCAUCUCCUCUCUCUCUGUCUUCUAAGGUUUUUAAGGGUUUCUGAGAUUUCAAUUUUUCUCUUUUGCGCUUCACAAGUCGACAUCUUUUAGUAUUUUUUCAAGUGUUUUGGUCAAAGAACGCAAUUUCUCUAAAAACAUAAUGGACGGUUGUUCAAGAAACGGGGAAAUCUCUCCAAAGCUGCUCCAUUUGAUUCCACAAGGAAGAAGAAAUUGGUUUCACGAUGACAACACCUCUGUUUACAACACGGAAGAGAAGAAACUUGAGCUAAAGCUUGGACCACCUGGAGAAGAUGAAGAUGAAGAUGGUGCAUCGAUAACAAGACACAUCAAGAAAGAACCAAAAGACAAAUCUAUCCUUUCCCUCGCUGGCAACCACUUCUCUCCUUCUUCCACCACCAACAAAACCACAUCUCAGAAAAGAACUGCUCCUGGUCCAGUGGUGGGUUGGCCUCCGGUUCGAUCAUUCAGGAAGAAUUUAGCCAAUGGAAGCUCUUCAAAGCUUGGAAACGAGUCCAGCUCCAAUGGUGGUCUCCUCAAGAACCAAAAGUGUGAAGAUGAUAAUGGCCGAGGAAAGCCAAUGGAACCAAAGAGACAACAAGGAGGCAUGUUCGUGAAGAUCAACAUGUAUGGUGUUCCCAUUGGUCGUAAAGUCGAUCUCAAUGCUCACAAUAGCUAUGAGCAGCUAUCUUUCACAGUCGACAAGCUCUUUAGAGGUCUUCUUGCAGCUCAAAGAGAAUCAUCAUCUUCUGGAGAAGAAGAGAAACCAAUCACUGGAUUAUUGGAUGGAAAUGGAGAAUAUACUCUUACUUACGAAGACAAUGAAGGAGACAAGAUGCUUGUAGGAGAUGUCCCAUGGCAUAUGUUUGCAUCUUCGGUGAAGAGGCUGCGUGUGAUUAAAAGCUCUGAGAUUUCUUCAGCGUUAACAUAUGGAAAUGGUAAGCAGGAGAAGAUGAGAAGCUGAAGAAAUAACUUUUACAGCAUAAACAAGUAGAGAUGUUAUUAUUUUGCUUUUGCCUUUUUAACUCUGAUGAUGAGUUUUGGUCUUGAAAAGUUUCUAAUUCAAGUCUGAUGUACAUUUUGGUUUGUUACAUCUUCUUUUGACCUUUGGGAUUUUCAUAGAUGAGUUUUGUUGGAAUUCAAGAUCAGACAAUGAAAAAAGAUGAUUUUGGGUCUUGAGUUAAAUUAUACAGAACCUUUUAUGCAUUAUAGUCUCUCUUCUGUUUAACG
Thlaspi arvense is the source of this 1607-nucleotide messenger RNA. The record is from the annotation of a GenBank genome assembly. Lineage: Eukaryota; Viridiplantae; Streptophyta; Magnoliopsida; Brassicales; Brassicaceae.